Saccoglossus kowalevskii is the source of this 4665-nucleotide messenger RNA. RefSeq lists its product as uncharacterized. NCBI's taxonomy places the organism in Eukaryota, Metazoa, Hemichordata, Enteropneusta, Harrimaniidae. Gene Ontology annotation, molecular function: ligand-gated sodium channel activity; protein binding. Gene Ontology annotation, cellular component: plasma membrane. The record is from RefSeq and is a predicted model, not a curated record. Gene Ontology annotation, biological process: sodium ion transmembrane transport.
AUGUAUAGUAAUCGACAACAGGCUGCCAUUACAACCUACAAAAUAGGAUCACAGAAGAAAUGUAAAUCACUGAAAAGCACGUGUAAGCGGUUUGGUUUGCAGACAUCCGCGCAUGGCAUACCUCGGAUACUUGGCGCAAAAUCGACGCUAAAACGAUUUGUGUGGACAGUGAUAUUUCUUAUAGCGGCUGCAGCAUUCGUGCGUCAAUUUUCGAUACUUGUGGCACUAUUCAUAGAAUACCCGAUCGACGUGAAAGUGGAAGUGGUGUCGGAGCCUUCUAUGUUAUUUCCCUCGGUGACUGUAUGUAACACUAAUAAGCUGAGGCGAUCGGCCGUACAAGAUAGUCGGCAUCGCGAAAUGGUUGGCUCCGUCGAACAGAACGAGGUGCUUCCUUAUUACGUGCCAUGCUUGAAAGGAGAUUUUAUAUGCAGUAAUGGUAUCACGUGUUUGAAAUCAUAUCACGUAUGUGACGGUGCUAAACAGUGUUCUGACGGAAGUGACGAAGAAGACUGCAAAUACGGAAAUUGUGGUAAGGAUCAAUUUCGUUGUGAUGAAGGCAGUCCACAUGGACUAUGCAUACCACUCGAGAAGCGUUGUGAUGGAACGGUUGAUUGCUACGAUAGUCAAGAUGAACGAAAUUGUGUGUGCACUGGGUCGGAGUUUUUAUGUCAGUCGGGAGGUGCAUAUGGCCGGUGCAUUCUCAAAGACAACGUGUGUGACGGUUUCGAACACUGUAGUGAUGGAGCAGAUGAACACAAUUGUGAGAUUGCAAAUGGAUUUUUAUGCGACGGAAAUUCUCGUCGGAUCCCCGAUUCGUGGAAAUGUGACCGCGUCCCCGACUGUGAAGACUACAGUGAUGAAGAAAUGUGCGUUAAACGAGAUUCGUGUCUCAAUGGUCAAUUUACGUGCGGAAAUGGUAACUGUAUCCUGACAAACAAACGCUGUGAUUUCCAUAACGAUUGUCGUGAUUGGUCGGAUGAAUUCAAUUGCUCGUUUGAAAGUUGUGAUGGGGAUAAAGUGAUGUGCCACGAUGGUACAUGUCAGGAAGACCCGUCAGAGUGCCUCGUAUACAUAGGGAGUAAUGAAACUGACUUUCAGAAUCAAGCUAGCCAUAUACUAAAUUAUCCAAAGAAUAAUUUCAUCAAGACAAGAAAUCUGGUGUUUGGGGGGUUUACGGAGAAGACAUUAAAAGGACAGACGGAAGAUGACUGUCUUUCCCUGUGUCUAGAUGAACGCGACUUUCACUGCCGGUCAGUCAAUCACGUGCCUGACAAUGGAACAUGCGAACUGAAUUCUCAAAGUUUUGUAACACGAAAUGCCGUUGCCAUGACGACGAACAGAGCAGUUGUCUAUUACGAAAGCAUAAUUGGUAACUUUCCAUAUAAUAAUUUUAAAAGACGAGAUGGCAGAGCUAUAUUGGGUUACUAUGAGAUGAAAUUAGAGAAUAUGAAUGUUACAGAGUGUUUAAAAUCAUGUCUUCAAGAGACUCGGUUUCAUUGCCGUUCCGUCGAUUACUGGAUGGUGGGCAGAUUGUGUUGCCUCAGUGCACAUACAUCGUGGACCGCAGCUGUAGAGUAUACAACAGACCCUACUUACGUUCACUUUGAACGUUUCCGUUAUACUUAUCCGUACAAUCAGUUCGUCCCAUACAGAGGUUACCAGUCCUCGUUGUCACACCAUUCAAUUGAUGUGGAACUCACCGAGGAGGAGUGUCUCCAUGAAUGCAUGAGAUCACCCAAGAUCGACUGUCAUUCUGUUGACUAUUCAACGGACGGAGUCUGUCGUCUUAAUGCUCAGUCGCUGACAUCGGGUAAAGGAACUCUCACACCUGGCCAGGAGCACACGUUCUAUGACCUACGUAUAGCUUUCCCUAGGAAUCAUUUCAGUAAAACAAUAAGUGCAGCACUGACAUCGUACAAUGACCAGACUCUGUCCAAGAUCGAGUUAGAUGAAUGUCUACGAUACUGUCUAGAAGGCACAGCCUUUAUUUGCCAUUCUGUGGAUUAUACUUUAAAUGAAAACUGUUAUAUGAGUACUAAGUUUCCAGAGGAUACCGAGGGUGGACUCGGAGUAUAUAAGCUGACUAACUAUUACAGAAGUUACAAAGCAAAUUGCUUAGAAGGAGACCUUGCCUGUGAUCAUGGCCUUAUGUGUUUGAAAUCUCAACUUAUCUGUGAUAAAAUUCAUCACUGCCAAGACGGCAGCGACGAGAAAGACUGUGAUUAUGAUUGUGGCAACGAUGGAUUCCGGUGUAAAUAUGGUGGUCCUAGUGGCGCGUGUAUUCCCGCGAAGAACGUGUGUGAUGGUUACAAUGACUGUCUCAAAGGAACGGAUGAAGACUCACAAACAUGUGUUAUAUGCGGUGGAUUUAUGUGCGGUGAUUCGGAGUGCAUACCAAUGAAUCAAAGAUGCAACUAUCGCAGGGACUGCCGAGACGGUUCGGAUGAGAGAAAUUGUCUCUAUCCUCCUUGUCACGACCACGAGUUCAAAUGUCCUAAUAAAGUGUGUAUUGAUGUCUCCAAACUAUGCGAUGGUAAGAAUGACUGCGGUGAAUGGCAGGACGAGUGGAAUUGCGAGUACCGAGGGGAAUGCUACACAUUGGAGAAUGGUAACGAUUACCGUGGGAAAGUUAAUGUAACAGUGUCGGGUCGUGAAUGCCAAAGCUGGACGAAAAAUGUCCCACAUAAACAUCGCAUUAAACAGAGCAAAAGCAAAGGCAUUCAGUCGCACAACUAUUGCAGAAAUCCCGACAACGAACCAGCCACAUGGUGCUUCACAACAGACCCAUUCGUUCGGUGGGAAUAUUGUAACGCCGGCGUUCGCCAGCAACAAUGCGAUAAACCGACCACGACUUGCUUGUUAGAAUAUGAGUUCAAGUGUAAAAAUCAGUUAUGUAUUGACAAAGAAUACGUAUGCGAUGGGCGCAAUCAUUGCGGAGACUGGAGUGAUGAACUUGACUGCAAAUACCGUGGCGAGUGCUACGUGGAUAUAAACGGUAAAGACUAUCGUGGGACUGUAAACCGGACGGCAUCUGGACGUUUGUGUCAAAAAUGGACCUCUCAAACUCCCCAUGAACACCACUACUCCCCGGAGACAGCCUCCAACUUAGGAAUCGGUGACCACAACUAUUGCAGAAUACCGUCCCAGGCACAAAAUCAGAGAGCACCCUGGUGCAUCACUAUGGACCCCGACGUCAAAUGGGAGCAUUGUGACGUAGGCAAUCACAGCGAUAAAUGUGAAGAAGAGGAGUGUUUGUCUGAAGAAUUUACAUGCAACAGUGGACAAUGUGUUGCAAAGAAUAAACGUUGUGAUCGAACAACAGAUUGUAUCGAUGGUAGCGACGAAGACACAUGUAUCUAUUAUGUAGAUAAAUAUGGCGUUUGUCCACUGGGAACAUUCACUUGCAAUGACGGUACAUGUAUCGAUCAAUACUAUCAAUGUAAUGUGCGCAUCGAUUGUCCUGAUGGCUCCGAUGAACUGAACUGCGUUUCUGAGGACUAUGGAAGAGGAUGUUACCGUGGACGUGGCAGUGACUAUAGAGGUAUUGCUGAUAUAACUGCAUCUGGGAAGCCAUGUGUCAAGUGGGCAGAUUCGAAAUCUAAAUACACACCAAAGAAAAUGCCAAAUAUCGGUCUUGACGGCAAUGCUUGUCGAAACCCGAGUGAAGAGGUCGAGAAGACAAGACCUUGGUGUUAUAUUGUAGACGACUCCCGGGAUCAAAGGUCAUGGGAAUUCUGUGACAUACAACAUUGCAAUAACAUGGCAAAGGUUGAUAGAAUCGUCCAAUUACCGCAUGAUUGGUACCUGCAGUAUAGAAAGUAUUUUCAGUUGACUGAGGAUGAUAUUCGUGAUUUCGAAAAAUCUUACUACAUUGAUCCUGGAUUUGAUCGUGUCAAGGGGGAACAACCCCCUGACUGGUAUGGGUUCAUGGCAUUUAGUGCAACUCCGGAUUAUGGAGAUUUACAACAAAUAAUUAGAUUAUCUCGAUCUGAGACAGAACUACUUGGACACCAGUGUGAAGAUUUUAUACUGCAAUGUUCAUUUGAUCAACGAAGCUGUUCUUAUAGAGAUUUCUAUGUUUUUCCUGAUACGAAGUAUGGUAACUGUUUCACGUUUAACCACGGACGAAACUCUAGCCUGGGCUACUCAACAAGAGCUGGUGCUAACAAUGGUCUAAAGUUAACACUGUUCACCGAACAGAAUGAAUAUAUCAGUCUCUUUGGACAAGACUCCGGUGUCCGUGUUUCAUUACAUCCAGUUGAUACCAAGCCGUUCCCUGCGGAAGAUGGUUUCACAAUAAGGCCGGGGACAGUCACAUCGGUGUCAGUUCGAAAGGGACAAAUACGUCGUUUGCCGCACCCACACGGUGACUGCACUGAAUAUGGCCCUGUUGACUUUGGUAGCAGUGCAGAGUGGAAUUACACGGUUUCUCGCUGUCUACAUCAGUGCAUCAAACGUACCAUGUUAAAAGAGUGUGGUUGCGUAGAUGGAUUUUUGGACGAUGGGCCUAAUUGCAUGAUUACAAAUCGAACACAGGUCGCGUUUACUGAAAGGGCUACACUCAGUAAACAACAAGACAAAAAUCGUCCAGAACAACAGCGUUGCACACUACAGAUGUCACCGUUAUGUGUUUCCAUCGCUAGAGGGCGCGAUAUAAAAAUAUAA